Molecule: messenger RNA, 562 nt
Organism: Staurois parvus
Lineage: Eukaryota; Metazoa; Chordata; Amphibia; Anura; Ranidae
Source: the annotation of a GenBank genome assembly
AUGGAUGUCACUCCACUUCCUCAAACUCAAUCUUUCCAAAACUGAGCUCUUAGUAUUCCCCCCACCCUGUGCCCCCUCCCCUGACUUCUCCAUCAAGAUCAAUAAUACAACCAUCAGUCCCUCCCCUCCGUUCUGUAUCUGCUACCCCUGUCUGCCAAUCCCUCCACUGAUCUCCACUCAGUGUCCUCCACCCCUCUCUGCCAAUUCCUCCACUGGCCUCCAUUCAGUGUCCUCCACCCCUCUCUUCCAAUCCCUCCACUGGCCUCCAUUCAGUGUCCUCCACCCCUCCCUUCCAAUCCCUCCACUGACCUCCAUUCAGUGUCCUCCACCCCUCUCUGCCAAUCCCUCCACUGACCUCCAUUCAGUAUCCUCCACCCCUCUCUGUCAAUCCCUCCACUGGCUUCCAUUCAGUGUCCUCCACCCCUCUCUGCCAAUCCUUCCACUGGCCUUCAUUCAGUGUCCUCCACCCCUCUCUGCCAGUCCCUCCACUGGCUUCAAUUCAGUGUCCUCCACCCCUCUCUGCAAUCCUUCCACUGGCCUUCAUUCAGUGUCCUCCACCCCU